Struthio camelus australis is the source of this 5094-nucleotide messenger RNA. Lineage: Eukaryota; Metazoa; Chordata; Aves; Struthioniformes; Struthionidae. The record is from RefSeq and is a predicted model, not a curated record.
GCAGAUAAGCAGUUUGUGAAGACUGAAGGAUCUGCUAAAGGGAACACCUGCUUUUGAGGUUGCGAAGUUGCUAAAGCAUGGCUGACUUGGAGCACAACCUCAGUCUUGCGGAUGCUCUGACAGAGCCACCUCCUGAGAUUGAGGAAGAAGUGAAAAGGGACUUCAUUGCCACUCUGGAAGCGGAGAAAUUUGAUGAUGUGGUUGGAGAAACAGUAGAUAAAACAGACUAUGUUCCUCUGCUGGACGAUGAUGAUGAUGGAAAAGCUGGGAGCCAGGAACCAAAGAGCAAACCCCAUGCAGACAGUAUUCAGGUGGAACAUACUUCAGCUUCCGGGCCAACCGUCGUAGAAAAUGGUGACCAUGGAAUAGAAAAUGACCGUACAGUAUUCCCAAGAGAAAUCAUGGAUGAAAACCUGUCUUAUAAGGACUACUUUGAUCGCGGUGACACCUGUACAAUGGAUGACAGAGACCUGUGCUUUGAACCACAGCCGGUGUUCAAGCCCAUGGAGAUGGCUGACCCCUUCAGCAUGCACAGAGGGGAGAACCUGCCUGAUCUGACAUUUCCUACUGACAUGCAGCAUGUGCCGAUGUUCACGGAUCACGUUGAAGUUUCCAGAGACAUCCAUGCGCCACAUGCGUCUAUGAUGGUACCUGAUCAACCUUUCCUGGGCUCCCCGUAUUGUCCGGCAGAAGUUCUAGACCCAUCAGCCUUUAUCGGCCUGGAUUCAGCUGCAGAAUAUCUGCAAGACACAGCAGUGCCUGAAGAACACUGGAUGGGAGCUCAGCAUGCUGCAAGGGGGCCAGAUGCUGCUUUCUUUGAGCCACCAGUGCCACCCACAGAGCCUGAAGCAAAAAAGCCGCAUUUGCCGGAAAGCCCUGCAGCAGUGGCUCCUGCUUUUGAUCCUACUGUAUUAACAGCGUCCCCAGGAGAGGCUGAACCUACUGAUGCAUCACAAGGUGCAGCAUCAGCAGAUGCCGAGUGUGCUCCUGCCUUGGAUGUUGUGUCCACGUCUGCGGAAAAAGCCGGGUCCAUUCUUGCGGGAGAUACCAAGCCUCCUCAAGCGUUGGAGGCUGAUUUUGCCCCUUCAGCAGAAGCCCUGCCUUGCCAUGCUGUGGAUAGUGGGUUUGCUCCUGCGGUGGAAGCCAUGUCUCCCAAUGCUAUGGAUGCUGCAUUUGCCCCAGUGGCAGAUGCUGGGUUUGCCCCAGCCGCCGAUACCAAGUCUCAUCAUGCUAUGGAUUUGGAGUUUGCCCCACCAGGAGAUACCAAGUCUCAUCACGCUAUGGAUUUGCAGUUUUCCCCAGCAGAAGAUGCAGAGUCUGCCCCAGCAGCAAACACUGCGUCCCCUCACGCUAUGGAUUCAGCGUUUGCCCCAGCAGCACAUACUACAUCUCAUCAUGCUAUGGAUUUGGAGUUUGCCCCAGCAGAAGAUGCAGAGUUUGCCCCUGCAGUAGAAGCCAACCAUCUUCACACUAUGGACUCUGGAUUUGCCCCUGUAGCAGAAGCUAAGGCUUUUUCUGCCAUGGAUGCUGGGUUUGCCUCUGUGCCAGAAGUGAAGUCUGUCCCUGCAGCUGACACUGAAGUUACUGCGUUUGAAGAGCUGAUGACAUCCGAGUCUUCUGUAGAGCAAGACAAGUCACCCUUCAGCAAGCCUCCAGCAGAAGCAGCUGCAAACAUGGAACAAGAGUUGAAGGUCCCAGAAGCUUGUGCUGAGCUUCCCUUAGAGAAAGCCAAAGACAUUGGAUCACCUCCUAGCCACCAUGCAGAGCAUCUUCCAGAAAAAGCAGACCAUCUUCUAGAACCAGCAGCUCCAGUAGAAGCAAAAGAAGCCGGGGCACUAGAAAAUAAAGAACUGCUUCCAGAAGAACCUCUUACUACCACGGACCUUACUGUUACAGAGAAACCAAAGGACGAGGCUGAACAUAACCAUGUCCAACACGCAGAACCCCAGCAAGAAAAAAUCCUGCAAGAGACUACAGCAAAACCAGAAGAGACCAAGCCAGCUGAAGCAGUGACAGGGAAUGAUAUCACCGCACCUCCAAACAAGGAGCUUCCUCCAAGCCCUGAGAAGAAAGCGAAGCCUGCAGCAUCCACACCAUCAGCCAAGCCUGCCGCACCGAAAGCCAGGCCUCUGUCCGCUACCAGCCCCAAGCGGCCGGCCUCCGCUACGCCUGGCCAAAACAAAAAGCCCACCAGUCCUACUGCGGCCACCACUCCUAAACGCCCGGCCACCACUAGCACACGUCCUGCCACCUUAACUCCAAAGGAGGCUAAACCAAAGGUUACAGAUGCAAAGAGCCCGGAUAAGCGGACCUCACUGUCAAAGCCACCGUCAUCUGUCACGCCUCGAACUACUGUCAGGAGCAGCCCAGCUACUCCCAGGACCACUGCAGCAUCUCCCGUCGCUGCAGCAUCUGGUGUGAAAAACACUGCUGCCUCUCCACCGAAGAGGCCGACAUCUAUUAAGACUGAUGCAAAGCCUGCAGAUGCCAAGAAGACCACUGCAAAGUCACCGUCAGCAGACUUGGGCCGCCCUAAGAGCGCUUCUGGGAAUGCUGUAAAAACGAGCGCCACUACUCCUUCCGCUGCCUCCUCGAGCACGCCCGCUCCACCUGCGGUGGCCACCACUCGUCCCAAACCCAAGCCUGCUGCAGCCAAACCCGUCACAACCGCAAGCGCAACAGCGGAUGCUAAAAAACCAGCUGCUAAGGCUCCGGCUAAACCCAGCACCGUUUCCAAGCCGCCUCGCCCAACCAGCAGUGUUUCUGCUCCGGAUCUGAAAAACGUACGUUCCAAAAUUGGAUCAACAGAUAAUAUUAAGCAUCAGCCUGGUGGAGGAAAGGGGAAAGUAGAGAAAAAGCCAGACUCAACCGGUGCUGCGCGAAAGCCUGAACCCAAUGCGGUCUCUAAAAUGGCUACUACUAAAACAGCUGUAACAAAAGAGGGUGCCCCAAAGCAGCCCAAUGGGAAAGUCCAGAUAGUCUCCAAAAAAGCGAACUACAGCCAUGUUCAGUCCAAGUGUGGGUCCAAGGACAAUAUUAAGCAUGUCCCUGGAGGUGGGAAUGUGCAGAUCCAGAACAAGAAAGUUGACCUUUCCAAAGUGUCCUCAAAGUGUGGCUCUAAAGCAAAUAUCAAGCAUAAACCAGGGGGAGGAGAUGUCAAAAUUGAGAACCAGAAGCUGAACUUCAAGGAGAAGGCCCAAGCGAAAGUGGGUUCUCUGGACAAUGUGGGACACUUGCCAGCAGGAGGAGCAGUGAAGGUGCGUGCAGCAAGCUCUGGUACAUCAGGGCAGGGUUUGGGUUUGCUUCUUUUCCUUGUCCUGUUAUUGAUGUAUUCCAGUUUCCUCUCAGCCUUUUACAGCCAUCUAUUCAUUUCUGUGGCCUCUGUCAUGAACCUCAGGAAUAAGUAUGAGUUGAAGAGAGCUAUGAACCAGCUUGCUGGCGUGCCUGAAUGGGCUCAUACUGCCCGUUUGCGUCCUGCCUCUAAGGAUCUGAGACUAGGGAUCACUGUAAGCUAUGAGCCCGGUAGAAGAACUGCGUAUGGCCUGUUGGUGCCUCUUCUCCCCUUUUCUAUCCUGGUAAAGCUGCUGAGACCAAGGUGCUCUGUGCUGGGAGAUGCUGCGGACCUUGCAGCUGUCAGGAGCACUUUUCAGCCAGUAGUCAUUCCUCGUGACUAACCUCUGCUGCAACCCGGCCGAGGCCCCUUUGUGCGGGGAUGAGAAAGGGUGGUUGCUUUGCAGUCAGCGUGAUUCAGCACUUCUCCCCGUUGAGAAGGUAACGCAGACUGCCCCCAGCCUCCCUUCGGUAAACUGCAGGUCUCGCUACGGCAAUGAGACGUCUGUUCUUCAAGGGAGGGAAAUUGCCCCUGCUCGACUAGCCUGAUGAUGAAUGCGUGGGCUGAGCUAUCACGCCACAGGCUGGUUAGAACGGUGACGGAGAUUACGUUUAGACAGUUGCUAGCGCUGGGGCUUCUCUUUGCAGUACUGCUGUUUCUGGUCUGGCUGGUAGCGCUGGGAGCUGGGAAAACUGCCCUGUUCCAGCAUCAGCACUGCAAAAACGUGACUUAGCCUUUGGUCCCAGGGGGACAGAGUGAGGAAAAGAAACCCCUUCUGAACACUUUGAGUUCCCGUGGUCGCAGGAGUGCUGCUGUGUUGUGGGAGGGCCUGGGGUUGGGCCGGGGUGGGCUCUUGUUAGGUGCUGUGUGAAACCGAGGGAAAUAAUCCCUGUGCUAAAGAGCAGAUCAUGCGGCAGAAUUCCCAAGAAUAUUUAGUGUGUGUUUAAUCAUCCUGAUGUGAACAAAGGCAAGAGGUCACUGCCAGCUAUCUGCUGGGGACACAUCCGGACUCUCCUAUCUUGAUUUCUUUAUGUAAAAUUCAGCCCUGCAAAUCCGAGCUCAGCGUGUGGAAGGCUAAAAGUAGCUGUAGAAGUGAGUGAUGUUCUAGGAGGGAUCGGGAACUUUCCGUGACUGUGCCGGGCUGUUCCGGGUUACUGGAGUGUUUAGUCACAUCCAGUACAUUUUGUUGGCUCUCAAGUCUAGUCUGGUUCCACAGAGGGCAAGCCACGUCCCUGUGGCGUCCCGCAGAUCUUGGCCAGCGCUGCCGUUGGCGCAGGCUGGCGCUCCAGUGCGCGCUGGAGGGUUGCAGGUAGGUCCUGUGCGAGAGGGCUGCUCUUGCUCGGCUGCCCUCCGUGGCUCGCUGGAGGUGUGGGCAUCUUCCAAGUCCAUGUAGUUUAUGCAGAAGCACCUAGAGAUCGGUGUCACCAGUUCAUGGGCAGAACUCAGGCCCCAGAAGGGAGACCAGGUGCUUCACGCUGCUUGUUGAGGCCCCAGCAAGUAGGUAUGGAGACAGCAUCCACUGCUGGCUUGCGUUGCUACCUGGGCCGCGAGGAGAGGCCGGGAGGGGUCUUCUCUAAAGGUUGCGCUCCCAAACCUGGUGCCCGUGGUGCUGCAAGGGUGAGGUCCUCUGUACCAGCUUGCCUUCCUUUUUGGGGGUCUGCUGCGAAUUCCUCGGUCGGGGUAUUACCCGUGUGCCCAAGUCAAGGAGGCGGGAGCGUUUGACGCGGUAGCGUAACGCUUGAGGCUCGUUGACGCCCGUUGGU